AUGCUUUGGGACUACAUCUUUGUCGGAGGAGGCCUUUCGGCCGCCGUCACCUCCAAUCGCCUGCUUCAUCACCACCCGGCGCUGAAGAUCCUCGUCAUCGAGGCUGGCGCAAACGCCAACAAUGACCCGAGCGGGAGGCCAAUACGACUGGAAGUACAAAAUGUCCCGCAAGUGCAUCUAAACAAUCGACAAAUUGACCUACCCUGUGGGAAAGCGCUUGGUGGUGGUACCGUGAUCAAUGUCGGAGGAUGGAGCCGAGGUGCUAAGCGGGACUAUGAUCUCUGGGCAGAAACGGUUGGCGAUGAUCGCUGGAGCUACGACGGCUUGCUUCCUUACUUCCGCGAGACCGAGAGGGUAGCCAAUGCCUCAAUCAACCCCCAACAGCACGGUGGAGAUGGUCCUGUUUAUAUCCAGGGUAUCAUCUCCACCGAGCGCCAAUUUCCCUUGCGCGAAAAGGUUCUCGACUCUUGGAAGGACGUUGGAGUGAAUAGUCUGCCCUUUUUGGAUGGAAAUGCCGGGGAACCAAAUGGCGUCGGCGACUUGUUCGAGAACAGACGCGAGGGUCGUCGCCAGAUCGCAUCCGUUGUGUAUCCCCUGGACGGCAUUUCGGUCUUGACCGAGACGCUGGUGGCCAAGGUUCUUUUGGAGCCCAAUGCCAAUAGUCGCAGACCCCAUCGAGCCGUCGGUGUGCAGCUUGCCAAUGGCACUGAGAUCAAGGGCAAGGACGUCAUUCUAUCUGCAGGGGCCAUACGCACACCCCAGGUUCUCAUGCUGUCUGGUAUUGGGCCUCCUAUGGAGCUGGCCAAGCACAAUAUCACCCCCAAAGUCAUCUCCCCAGAUGUUGGACAGCAUUUGGUUGACCAUGGUCUCUUUCCCGUCCAGUGGAAACUAAAGGAUCCUUCUGCUGGUUACGCUAUCGGGUCGGGCAACCUUCUCUUCAAAAAGGCCCAGUAUGGCUGGGGCAUCCCCGCUGACUUUCUCGUAUCAGCCGGUGUCGGUGAUAAAGAAGGCCUCGCAAAGGCAAUUGAAGAGGACGAGGGUAGCAAACCUGACCUCAAAACACACCCGUUGCUCAAUCAAGAGCGUACGUUCAACGAGUACAUCGUUGUGUACGCUGGUUUGCCAGAUGGAUCUACCAUUUCCUCCCUCAUGGUUCAUCUUCUGCCCACAUCGCGCGGAAGCGUCACGCUCGCCUCCUCUGAUAUAAAAGAUGCCCCCUUGGUAGACCCCAAUUAUUAUGCGACGGCGGUAGACAGAUUUGUUGCUCGAGAUGGAAUGCGACGCUUGCUUGCAUUUGCUCUGGGACAGACCCCCCUCGGCCGCUAUGUUGUUGACGGCGAUGCUGGCGCGCUGGGCUUUGAUGCGCCUUUCGGACUUGAUUCGACAGAUGACUAUAUUGACAAGCGAUUCGCCGCUGCUUUGGGAUCAACCCAUCACCCCAUGGGCACGGCUGCAAUGGGCAAAGUCGUCGAUAACAAGCUGCGCGUCAAGGGAGUGGCCGGACUUUCCGUUGUUGACGCUUCUGUUUUUCCUGUUGCCAUCACAGCCCAUCUGCAGGUUGCCACUUAUGCCAUGGCCAAUUUGGCAGCAGAUAUUCUCUACAGGGAGCGAGAAUGCAAAACCCGAGCAAGUGGCAAUCUUGCGAACGACUACCUGCGUUAG
Cordyceps militaris CM01 is the source of this 1662-nucleotide messenger RNA. RefSeq names its product glucose dehydrogenase, putative. Bases 1 to 1662 code for a protein of 553 amino acids. Gene Ontology annotation, molecular function: flavin adenine dinucleotide binding; oxidoreductase activity, acting on CH-OH group of donors. The transcript is spliced from 4 exons. NCBI's taxonomy places the organism in Eukaryota, Fungi, Ascomycota, Sordariomycetes, Hypocreales, Cordycipitaceae. The record is from RefSeq and is a predicted model, not a curated record.